GGCUCUCGAUUUCCACGAUGACUUCCAAGUGUGUUCAUAAAGGGUGUGGCAAGGAGUUCACCGAUCCAGAGGAGGCGUGCGUUUACCACCCGGGACCCCCAGUCUUCCACGAGGGGCAGAAAGGCUGGAAGUGCUGCAAAACGCGUGUCCUUACGUUUGACGAGUUUCUGGCCAUCCCACCAUGUACCACCGGCAAGCAUUCCACCGUCGACGACACCCCCAUUGAGCCCAAGAAACCGGCACCAGAAAUCCCAGACGUUGUUCCGGGGCGACCAGCUCUCGACGUGACCCUUGCUCCUGGCGCUCCUGCAUCGCCUGCGCUGGCUCCUCCCUCGACGACCUCGACGCCUGUCCCCGAAGAGCCAGAGACCGAGGACGACGAUCCUUCGCUGGAAAUCUCCCCCAACGCAACAUGUCGCCGCCGGGGCUGCAACGCGACAUACAACCCCGCCACACCCCGCGAGGAGGAGAAGUGUGUACACCAUCCGGGUCAUCCGAUUUUCCACGAGGGCAGCAAAGGAUGGUCGUGCUGCAAGCGUCGGGUGCUAGAGUUUGACCAGUUCCUCAAGAUUGAAGGCUGCACGGAAAAGACGCAACAUCUGUUUGUGGGCAAGGGCAAGCCUCCUGGCGAGGAGAAGGUCAAAACAGUGCGGAAUGACUUCUACCAGACGGUACACACGGUCACGGUCUCGUUGUACCUGAAGAAGAUUGACAAGGAACGCGCCACGGUGAACUUCACCUCCUCCACUAUCGAGCUGGACCUGCCCACAACCGACAACAAGCGCUACCAGGACACAUACACUUUGUUUGCGGCCAUCGAUCCGGAAAAGUCGCAGUUCCGCAUCAUGGGCACCAAGCUGGAGUUGGUGUUGGCCAAGACGGACGGUACCGCCUGGCCGGUCCUGCGCAGCGAUGACAAGUGGACUGGGCAGAGGAUUCAAAUUGGGAAUGCAGGGCGGGCGUGAGGCAUGACACCCAGCAAUCCACAAUGCAUAUGUUGGCCAUGUCAACUGGACCGUACAGCUUUUGGUUGGUUGAAUUGCAUACAUCAGAUGCCUCGUACAGAGUACAUGGUAGGUAGUAAGGUACCCAAGCAUGUAGCUAGUUCCGUACGACUCUCCAUGAUCGGACCGCACGCAACCAGCGAUAAUCAAGAGAGAAUGAAAAAAACACUGGCAGUCUACAAAUAAAAUCUAGCAUAUAAUAAAAUGAUAUAUCACGCCCCCUCCACAGCUAAAGCGCAUGGAGCUCCAAAAAGGAACCCUAGCCCAGCCAUGAUAUGUAAAGGGAAAAAGGGAGACGCAUUUGUUCUCCAGAGCCGGGAACGGAAGGAAACCCAUCGGGAUAUAAAACCGCGAAUAACCCUCAGCAAGCAGUCUUUGACUGAGCUCCAGUUUUGUUUACAUAGAAAGUAAACCUCUA
Molecule: messenger RNA, 1422 nt
Organism: Penicilliopsis zonata CBS 506.65
Lineage: Eukaryota; Fungi; Ascomycota; Eurotiomycetes; Eurotiales; Aspergillaceae
Exons: 3
Coding region: 18-965 (315 amino acids)
Source: RefSeq, a predicted model, not a curated record